AUCUUCGUCAAUUCACUCAACCUCUGAGCGCAAAGAUGCCGUCCUUCGAAGUCCAGCGUUGCACCGAAGCAGAUAUCCCUCGCUUUUUCGAAAUCGUCUCUCUGGCCUUCGCCAACGAUCACGAAUAUGUGGACGCUGUGUUUCCCGCGCACACUACCCCAGCCGGGCGCAAGAUAGGAAGCGAGCGCAUGCUCCAACUAUUUCAUGGCGACCCCAACGGCAACUUCCUCAAAGUCGUCGACAAUGACACCGGCAAGAUAGUUGCAGCGGCGAAGUGGAACUUGUACAAGGGCGGCGAGAUUCCCCCGCAGCCACAGCUAGAGGGUGAUUAUUGGGAGAACGAAGAGGACAAGGAGUUUGCGCAGUGUAUUUUCCACGCGUUUUUCGCCCCCAGGCAGCGCGUUAUCGAAGAGACAGGCGGUCGCUUGGCUGCACUCGACAUGCUCAUGGUUGACCCGGCUUAUCAAAACAAAGGUGCUGGUAGAUUGUUGGUGAAGUGGGGCCUUGCCGCGGCUAAUGAGAUGGGUGUGGACGCUGUCGUUGAAGGUUCAGACCGGGGUCGAAAGCUGUACGCAUCAGAGGGUUUUGACGGCCCAUAUUACGUGUGCCCUGUGCCCGAGAAGUUUGCCUCACGACGCAAACAGACGUACUGGUGGAUGAGGCGCCCAGCGCAGACCAAGGCAUGA
Messenger RNA from Cucurbitaria berberidis CBS 394.84, 686 nucleotides. RefSeq names its product acyl-CoA N-acyltransferase. The transcript has 3 exons. Lineage: Eukaryota; Fungi; Ascomycota; Dothideomycetes; Pleosporales; Cucurbitariaceae. The record is from RefSeq and is a predicted model, not a curated record. Gene Ontology annotation, molecular function: acyltransferase activity, transferring groups other than amino-acyl groups. Bases 36 to 686 code for a protein of 216 amino acids.